CCCUGGCUUCCGGUUUGUCCUUCGCCCCGCUGUUGCUCUUGCCUUGCCCGGCUCCGGCCCGCCCCUUGCCUCUUGGCCGCCUGCCCCUUCGGCCCUCUUGUCCGGGUCCCUCCUCCGGAUCCCUUCGCUUGUGGCUGGAGAGCUCUCUUCUUCGGCCUUCCCCUGCCCCCGAGGCCGGUUUCCCUUGCCCUGCUUGUGACAUGCUCCGGGCGGCGGUAUCUCGACAGCCGCGCCGCGGUGGCAGCCCCGGGGCGGUGGCCGCACGCGCGCUGGCCUCGACAUCCGGCGACCGUCCGGGUGACGCCCGGCCGGGCGCCGGGUCGUGGAUUAGCAUCGGCGGGGCGACCUUCCCCACGAAGGCCCCCUCCGGGGCGGAUGCCCUGGUUCCUGCCUGGCCGACGGCCGCCCUGCCGCCCACUCCCUGGGUGAUGCGCCAUGUCCGGUGGCUGCUGCAAAAGCGCGCCCUCGGGCAGGAUGCCUUCCUGAUUGGCCCGCCCGGGCCGGUCCGCCGGCGGCUGGCCCACUUGGAGGCCUGGCUGUCGCGGUCGCCGGUCGAGUACAUGAUGAUCAGCCGCGACACGAGCGAGGCCGAUCUGAAGCAGCGCCGGGAUCUGACCGGCGGUCAGCUUGUGUACACCGACCAGCCGGCCGUGCGAGCUGCCCUGCACGGGCGGACCCUGCUCCUGGAUGGGGUCGAGCGCGCCGAGCGAAAUGUCCUGCCGACCUUGAACAAUCUCCUGGAGAACCGGGAGAUGGCCCUCGAGGAUGGCAGCCUGAUUGUCAGCCCGCGGCGGUAUGGCGAGCUGGCGGCCGAGCGCCGGGCGGCCGGCCGGGCGGCCGACGACCUGGGCGCCUGGCGCCUGUUGCCGGCCUCCGAGGACUUCCAUGUGGUGGCCCUGGGCCUGCCGGUGCCGCCAUACGGAGGGCCCGGGGCGGCUCCCCUGGACCCGCCCUUCCGGUCGCGCUUCCAGGCCCGGUACAUCGGCGAGCCGGAUGACGAGACCCUGCUGGCCCUGGCGGCCCCGACCCCCGGGGAGUGGUGGCGCUUUGAUGGCGACGCCGGCCCCGAUGAGGAUGGCUCCUUCCCGGUGGAUGAUGCGUGGUCGAUGCGCGCGGCCGAGGCGGCCCUCGGCCUGCGCAAGACGUGGCGCUCCUUCGAGCUGGACCCGGCCGUGGCGGCCGGCGACCAGCUGGCCCUCAGCCCGAGCGACCUGCUGUUGGGCGGGGGCGCCGGGGCCCAGGGCGCCGGGGCCGGGCGCCUCAGUGCCCUGGGCCUGCCGCUGCUGCCGAUCGGCGCCAGCGAGCGUCUGGCCUUCCGCAUGCAGGCCUUCCCGCUGGACUUCGUGUCGGUCGGGGACUCGGCCCUGGAUCGGGCCGCCGGCUUGGCCGCCGUCCGCCGGGUUUACCCCUUCGAUGUGUCGCCGCCGGGCGCCUCGCCUUCCGGCGGCAGCGGCGACAGCCGCAGCAGCAGCAGCAGCAGCAGCAACACCACCAAAAAGGCCCCCAGCAGCGCGGCCACCGCCAAGGCUGCCACGCGUGACUACUCCGAUGCCCUUGGGCGCCUGGCCGCCGGGGCCCUGCUCCGGCCCGGCGCCUCGGAGGAUGGCAUGCUGGAUGCCGCGCGGGUGGCCGAUUCGCAGUGGCAUGUGGCUGAUGCGCACUGGCCGGAGCUGGCCGAGCCAUCGUCCUCGUCGUCGUCGUCGUCGUCGUCGUCAUCGGUGGCGGCAGCCGGCCCCCUGACGCGAUACCAGCUGGCGCGGGUGGCCACGCAUGAGGAUGGCCGCCGGCGCGUGGUCCUGGUCGGGCGCGGUGCCGACGGCUUGGCCGACCCCCCGCCCGAGCACGAGGUGCAUGUGGACUUCUUCGCGCCGGCCGACCAGGCGGCCCCCUCGGAGACGGGGUGGCUGCUCGAGGCCGAGCCCUGCCCGGCGGCGGCCCUGCGCACGCGUCUUCUCCCCCGCCAGCAGGACGAGCUGGUGGCCCUGGUGCAGGCCCUGGCCCCGGGCGGGCGGGUGGCCAUCCGCGACCGGUCGGGGGAGCGUGUCCUGCCGAGCCCCGGCCGCUGGUCCGGGGUCCUGCCGCGGGAUGUCCUGUAUGCCGGGCCGGCUGGCAGCGGCAAGUCCACCGUGGUGGCGGCGCUGGCGGACUUGCUGGGCCGGGCCCCCGGGUCCGGGCUCCAGUGGAUCGAGUGCGUCCGGGAGACGGCCCUGCGGGACCUCCUCCAGCGGCGUGUGACCGUGGAGCAGGCCCCCCCGGCGGCCGGUGGCGGUGGCGAUCUCCAUGGCGAUGGCACGCGGCAUCCCUCCUCGGCCGAUACAUCGUGGGAGGAUGCGGAGCUGGUGCGCGCGGCGCUGACCGGCGGGCUGGUGGUGCUGGACGGGGUGGACCGGCUGUCGGCCGGGUCGCUGGCGGCCCUGCAGUCGCUGGUGGCCGAUCGGCUGGCCGCCCUGCCGGACGGGUCGUACCUGGUGCCGGCCGGGGCCGAGCCGGGCCUCGGGCUGGGCCUCCCGGCGGCGGGGGCCCUCUGCCGGCCGGUGCAUCCGGACUUCCGCCUGGUCAUGCUGGCCGGCGAGCCCGGGCCACUGGCCGGGGCCGGGUCCCCGGCCAACUGGCUCACCGACGAGGUGGCCGGGCUGUGUGAUGUGGUCCGGGCGGCGGGUCGCACGCCGGCCGAGGUCCGGGCGCUGGCCCUGCGCGGGGCCCUCGGCGGUGCGGCGGCCUCCGGCCCCGUCCGGCCGCUGCUCGAGUCUUGUGUGGAUGCGCUUCUGCGCGCGCGGCAGGGGCUGCUGCGGGACUUCCCGGCGGCGGCCGGCGGGGCGGAUGCCGCGGUGCACGCGCGCGUGGAUGACGCCCUCGGCGUGCGGCAGGUUGUCCGCACGGCCCAGGCGGUCGGGGCCAUGGCGCAGCGCCGGCUGUCUGGCGGGCCCGGCGCCGGUGGCGACCUGCCCCUGGACUGGACCGCGGCCGCCGGCCGGCGCCUGCAUGAUGCCCUGAUGCUGGCCUUCGUGCCGGCGGUGCUGGCCGCGCGGGUGGCCGCAUCCGUGCGCCGGGCCACCGGCGGCCUGCUGGACCUGGACCGGGCCCGUCAGGCCGAUGAGUUUGCCCUCGCCGGCGCCCGGGCCCCGGGGUCGGCUCUCGGCACGCCGGCCCCCCUGGACGGGCUGGACUCCGUGGGUUUGGCCCUGUCGGCCGACCGGACGGCCCUGGAGCUCGGCGGGUCUGGCCUUCGUGUGCCGGCCUGGCGCCCGGUGUCGGCCGAGGAAUCUGCCCUCAUCCCCCGGCCGGUGUUCACCCCGAACCAGGCCCAUGCUCGGUCGCUGGCCGCGCUGGCCUUCGACUUGCGCAUGUGCGGCCCGGUGGUGUGCCCCAGCUCGCUGGAGCCCCUGACCCCGGCGGCCGCCGGCUCGGCCCCGACGCAUGUCCUGCUCCUGGGCAACCAGGGCGUCGGCAAGAACAAGCUGGCCGACAAGCUGUGCGACAUCCUCGGCGCCCCGCGGCAGUAUGUCCAGCUCCACCGCGACACCACGGCUGCCAGCCUCUUUGUCCAAGCCUCGAUCGAAAAUGGGCACCUGGUGUUCGGCGACGCGCCGCUGGUGCGCGCCGCGCGGCUUGGCCACAUUUGCGUGGUCGACGAGGCGGACAAGGCGCCGGCGCACGUGCUGGCCGCCCUGCGGCGCCUGGCCGGGACCGGGGAGGCGGCCCUGCCGGAUGGCCGGCGCCUGUCGGCCGGGGCCUGGCCCCCCCCGGCGGCCGGGCCGGCCGACCCGUCGGUGGUCCCGGUGCACCCGGACUUCCGCCUGGUGCUGCUGGCCAACCGGCCGGGCUUCCCCUUCCACGGAAAUGACGUGGCGUCGGCCCUCGGGGGCGCCAAUGUGGCCGUGCACCCGGUCCCGGCCCCGGGGCGCGGGUCGCAAACGCGCGUGGUGUUGGAUGCGGCCCUGGCGGCGGCCGGCGCGGCGGCGGCGCGCGCCGCGCGCCUCGGGCCCCAGCCGGCCAUGGCCGCGGGCUGGAGCCCGGCCCCGGGGCCCUCCGGCCCGGCGCUGGACCACCAGCUGGCCGUGCUGAAGACGGUCACCCAGCUGGUGGAUGGGUUCCUGUCGCCGCUGCGCUGGGCCAGCUCGCUGGAUGACCUCCGGCCGCCGGGCGAGUCGGCCGCCGAGCCGGCGUACCCGUACUCGGUGCGCGAGCUGGCCGCCGUGGCCCGGCACUAUGCGGCCGGGAAUGCCGAUCGGCUGGCGCCCGGGGCCCCUGGCGCCGGGGGCCUGGCCGCCGUGUCCGACAGCAUGUGGGACUCGGUGGCCAAUGUCCUGUCCUUCGAGGCCCACACCCCGGGGCUGGCCGGGCUGACGGACUGGCAGCAGGAGGCCGACCUGGCGGCCGGCGGCCUGGCCCUGGAGCCGAGCCCGACGUCGGUCUACUGGCGCGGGGUCCUCCGCCGGGCGGGGCUGCCCCUGCCGGACCCGAGCGCGGCCCCGGGCCCCGGGGCCUGGACCACGCUGCUGGACGCCAGCAGCCCGGGGCGGGUGUACCCGGCCCGGGCGGGCGCCCUCGGGGCGUCGCCCUGGCGCGCGGCCGGCCCGGGCCGGACCGUGGCCCUGCCCGGGGGCCGGGCCUCCGCGCCGGAUGCCGGCCUGCCGACCAGCGCGGCGGCCGACGCCCUGGCGGCCGACUUGAACCGGCACCCGGCGGCCAUGAUGGGGGCCGGUGUGGCCGGGCCCGGCGAGGCCGAAGGCCCGGACCCGGAGGCCGCCGAUGCCGAUGCCGAUGCCGAUGCCGGGGGCUUCACCCUCCGGCGGGUGGACGCCUUCCGCGAGGAGGUGGCCCGCUGGACGAGCGCCUUCCCGCCGGGCAUGGACCCGGCCGGGCCGGCCUCCUUCCAGGCCAUGGUGGCCAGCCACCAUGAUCUGGCACAUGGGCCGCCGGCGGGCGUGGACCCCGGGGCGUGGCUGUCGCUGGCGGCCAGCCGGGCCUCCUCCGUGUGCGCCCUGUGGGCCGGGCACCCGGAGGCCGUGCUGUUCACCCGGACCCGGGUCAAUUGCGCCGGCGUGCCGUUGAAUGCCGACCGGCCGGAGCGCUUCGCCCUGGCCCUCGGGCCCGGGGCCCGGGACGACCCGGUGCUCGGGGCCGGGCUCGUGUCGCAUGGCGGCCUCGAUGGCCAGGCCGAGACCCUGGUGCUGGCCUCGCGUGGCGGGGUCUUCACCGGGGUGCGGCUGCCGGCCGGGCCGGAGGAGGAGGAGGCACCGGCGACCCCCGGGCCGGGGCCCCACUCGGCCGGGCCCUUCGCCGGGUUGGCGCCCACCUGGCAGGCCCGCCUGCCGGCCGGCAUGCGCCUGCAUGGGGAUCUGGUCCCGGCCGGGGCCGGGGUCAUGGCUGCCCUGGCCUCGCCCGGCCCGGGGCCCGAGUCCGCCGGUGCGGUGGUGAUCCUGGUGGACGCGCGUACCGGGCACCUGCGCCAGGUGGACCUGCCGGCGGCCGACCCAUCGGCCGGGUGGCUGACUGGCCAUACGCUGGUCGGGCUGCCGAAUGGCCGCGGCGUGGCCCUCCUGCCGGGGCACACCUCGGGCAGCGUGGUGACCCUCACGCCCGGGGGGCCGCUGGCCGAUGGCCAGGUCGAUGUCCGGGUGGCCCGGGUGUCCGGCCCGGCCGAGGCCGGCGCGCCGUUGGUCUGGUCCAGCCGGCUCGGCCUGGGGCCUUCGGCCGGCUGCGACCUGCUUGCCCUGGACCCGGCAUCGGGCAUGGUCCUGUGCUUGCCGGUGCCGGAGGAGGGCCCCGAGGCCGGGGGGUCUGCGCGGUCGGUGGAAAGCUGGGUCCUGCCGGGCGAGGCGCUGGCCGAGCCGGCGGCGCACUUGCCGGGGCCGGGGUCCGGCGACCGGCCGGUGGCCGGCCCCUGGGUCGGGCUCCCCGGGCAGGGGAUCUUCCUCCGGGGGACCCCCUCCGGCCGGCCGGCCCCCGGCCCGGGGUUCACCGGGGCCGCCGGGGCCAACCACUGGCAGUCGUUCUUCCGCCGGGGCGGGGCCGCCGGGGGGGCCGGGCCCCGGGCCGGGCCGCGGCCGGACCUGACGCUCGACGUGCUGGAUGUGUCGGAGCUGGGCCGGCGGGCUGAUGGCCGGGCCAGCGGCCGGCAAAUUCGCCUCCCCCGGGCCCUGCACCUGGCCGAGGGCCAGACGUCGGUGCAGCUGGCCGGCGCCUCGGCCGCAUGGAGUCUGGCCCCGGUGGCCGGGGACCAGGUCCUGGUGUCGGUGGCCCGGGCGGCCGGGCCCGCGGCCGGGCCCCAAGUGCAGACCAUCUUGCUGGAGGCGCGGACCGGGACGGUGGCCGGCUCGCGGGAUGCCCAUGCCCGGGCGGCCCUCUCGGCCCGGUAUGGGGCCGGCACGGCCGGCGGCGGGCGGCUGGCCGCGGCCGGCGGCGACCCGCUGGACGUCCAGCUGGGGGAGGACUACUUCGGCGCGGAGCCCGGCUCGCAGGAGCCCGGGGCCGAGGGCGGCGACCACAAUCCGCCCCCGGUGUCGGAUCCCCGGCACGGGGAGGUCGACGACCUGGAGCACAUCGGCGGCGGCCGGUAUGCCGGGGGGUCCGGCGGGUCGAACACCGCCGGGCUCGGCGGCCGCGGCGGCCCGUACCGCCUGCGCAAGCGCAACCAGCGGGUGGUCCAGCUGGAUGAGGCCCGGCGGCGGGAUGUGUCGGAGGAGGCGCUGCGCCGGGCGCGCGCCCUCGGGCAGCGCGCCUUCGCCGAGCGCCUGCAGGCCAUCGACGCGUCGCACUCCGGGCCGGAGGCGGCCCGGGCAUAUGCCGACAUCCUGAGCCGCAUCCGGCCGGACGCCGCGCGCCUGGCCCGGGUGCUGGAGACGGCCGAUGAGCGGCGGCUGCGCCUGCGCGCGCAGGGCCCCGAUGCCGAUGACGAGGCCGGUGCGGGGGAGGCGCCGCGCGAGCGCGAGUGGCGCUCCGGCUGCGCCGACGGCGAGCUGGACGAGGGCCGCCUGGUGGACGGCCUGGCCGGGGACAACCGGGUCUUCCGGCGCCGGGUCGAGUCGGACGAGGUGUCGCCGCUCUUCACGCCCCCCCCUCCGCCGUCGCCCCCGCCCGAGGAGGAGGAGGAGGAGCAAGACCCGCAGGCCGACGACCAGGACACCGACGAUGAGGCUGGCCGGCGGCCGCCCCCCCGGCGCCUGCGGCUGUUGGUGGACUGCAGCGCGUCCAUGUACCGGUUUGACGGGCUCGACGGGCGCCUGGCCAGCACCAUCGACUCGGUGGCCCUGGUGCUGGAGGCCCUGGCGGCCCUGCCCGGGUGUGUGGUGGCCCUGCCGGCCGAUGGGCACGGGCGGCCGGCCCCGGCGUCGGCCUACGGCCCGGACGUCCGCCUGGUGGUGGAUAUCCUCGGGCACUCGGGCGACUCGGCCGGGUUCGACCUGCUGGCGGCCGGGCGGCCGGCCGGGCCGAGCGGCACCGCGGCAGCCCCCCCACGGGCAGGCGCCUCGGUCCGGCGCUUUGCCGAUUUGUCGCACGCCGACCGGAUGCGGGCCCUGUGGCGCCUGGCGGCGCACACGCAGUACUGCUCCAGCGGCGAUUGCACCCUGGAGUCCAUGGGCCGCAGCGUGCGGGAGCUCAGCCCGCCGGUCGAGUCGGCCGGGUCCGGUGACGACCUGUCGGCGGCCGGGCUGUGGUCGGACACCGUGGUUUUGGUGCUGACCGAUGCCAACUUCGGCCGGUAUGGCAUCGGCUCGCGCGACCUCCUGCCGUACCUGGUGGGCGGGGGUGGUCGGGCGGCGGCGGCGGCGGCGGCCGCCUCGGCCGUCGGCCUCCAGCCCAAUGACCGGACGCGCACCAUGCCACGCAUGUUCCUCCUGCUGCUGGGCGAGCAUGGCGCCCGUGCCGGGGAUCUGGCCACCGAGCGGACCCUGCGCCGGCUCCGGCCCACCGGGCGUGUGCUGGACAUCCACGAGACGGCCCGGCUGCCGGGGGUCUUGCGCAAGGUCCUGGCUCGCGAGGCCGCUGUCGAGGAGCCUGCUGCUUGAGUGUGCCGCCCGGCGUCUCUCUGGCUGUUGUGUCCGGCUGUUGUGUCCGCCAUUCCUUUGGCCAUGUUCCGGCGCCAGGGCUCCGAGCAAGCCUGCUUGCCACGCCCAGGUGCGCCGGUGAUGCACAAAUGGACAAAUGCAUAAAUGAUGUACGCAGAUGCACGCAGAUGUACGCAGAUGUACUCGGAUGUACUCAGAUGUACUCGGCUGUAUAGAUGUACUCGGAUGUACUCGGAUGUAUAGGUGUACUCAGAUGUACUCGGCUGUAUAGAUAUACUCAGAUGAAUAGAUGCACCAAUACACCAAUACACGAAUGCACCAAUA
Fonticula alba is the source of this 8336-nucleotide messenger RNA. RefSeq lists its product as hypothetical. Gene Ontology annotation, cellular component: cytoplasm. NCBI's taxonomy places the organism in Eukaryota, Rotosphaerida, Fonticulaceae. The coding region runs from base 201 to 8012 and encodes 2603 amino acids. Gene Ontology annotation, molecular function: ATP binding; ATP hydrolysis activity. The transcript is spliced from 4 exons. The record is from RefSeq and is a predicted model, not a curated record.